CUUCCGCGGUAGUUUCUCUUAAUCUUUUUCUUGUUGGGUCCAUUGCUUUGCCCUUGGCGAAUACGAUGACGGCGACCAGAUACAGGGCGGUGGAGAGCUCAGAGCAGGAGGGGCCAGAAAUAGGCGAGAACAUCGAGGAAGUGCGGGCGCGACGUAGAUGAGGGAGCCGAUCGCAAGGGAGAAAGCUGGAAGCGACGGCGAUCGAGAUGUGGAAUUUGAACUCAAGAGCUUCUCGGAGAUCUCCAUGGUUGAGUUUGGGGGGAGGACCGACCAGUGUGGGGAUCGCUCUUUCCGAGUUCCUUUCCUUCUCUCUUUUGUUGUUUGGCUGUAGAAGAGAGAGAUUGUUAAAAGAAUUAAAGAAUUUUGUCUCACUGUUUUGAUCAGAAAACAACCAGGGAAAACCUCUUGGAAGAAGCGUACUUCUUUGCAGAAAACAGCCACGUCAAACCUCGACUCUUCGAUAGCUUUCAGGAGCGCCGGAGAAAUCGAUUCACCUCUCUCGAGCUUCAGGUCAUCCUUGAACGUGAAAUACGAAGUCUUUCUUGAGCUUCAGAGGCGAAGACACCCGCAACGGCUUCGUUGACCAUCUCUAUUUGAAGAAGACACCCGGUCUUCGCCUCUGAAGCUCAAGAAGACUUCGUAUUUCAAGAGUGAGAAGCAAAUCAGCAACAGGCUGUACGUCCAAAUCAAAUAAAAUCAAAUCGCCGGGAUCUAUCUUGCUUUGCAAGCAAGUUUCAUUCCUCUAACGGCUCUAAAACCCCAAUAUCUUCUUGAUCGAUCAUCCCAAUUUGUCCCAUCUGGCAUAAACAACGACCUUCGACUUCACUCGCUCUCUUCAAACCCUUCCAGAUAAGUAAUCAGAGCCCCAGGCAUGUUGCAUUUCCUCCUGUCCUCCUUUCGCAGUUCGCUCUUCUCCGAUUCCGCUAGUGACAUGGCCGUGAAUAAUCAGAAACUACAGGAACAGUUUGACGCUGAAGCAUUGACUUCUUCUAAUCAUUGUUCGAAAAGUGGGAAGCCUAUUUUUGAAGGGGUUUGUAUUUUUGUUGGUGGAUUUAAUGUGGUGCCAUCUAGUCAAGGUUUUGAUGAAUGAACUUGGCGAUCCUCAUUAAAUGCAUAGAGGUGUUACCAAAAUACUUGAAAAUUUUCUUUUCCCUAGGUGCUGUGAGGGUGUAUAAUAAAGCAUGGGGAGGACGCUUUGAGAAUUAUUAUUCAAGGCAUCGUGUCACUCAUAUCAUAUGCAGUAACCUUCCAGACAGUACAAUCAGGAACACGAGGUCCUUAGUGGCGUGUUACCAGUAGUGAAAUCUGCAUGACUGAUGGACUGAUGGAUUCUAUUGCUGCAAAUAAACUAAUAAGAUAUAUGUUUUAAUCUUUGUUUGGCAUUUUUUAUUCCCUAAGCAGUUUUAAUUUACAUCCCCUUUUCUCGUUUCUUUUGUAUGUAACUUUUUGCAAUGAUCAUAGUAUAUAUUACUAAAUUUACUUGAUGAGGAUAUACACCGUUAUUGAGUUUUGAUUUGACAGAGUCUAGGCUACAUUUCAUUGGCACAUGGAGAAACUGGUACUGAUUGGGUGCUUUUGCAGUUUUAGGUACAUAAGUUCUAGUGUUAAUGUUUCUACUUGAAGAACAUCUAUAAUCCAUGUGGACAUGGUAAGUUCUGUGCUCAAGGUUUUUAAACGCUAGGUUGUAGUCCAUGUCUGUUUUGCUAUCAUGAAUAGUUCGUUUGUUAAAUUGUUUACUUGGAGUCUAUCAUCAUUAGCAUGGUUAAAGUCAUGUUACAAGUCUUCAAUAAUGCCUAUCACAAGCAAAAACAAGUUUGAAGUCUAUUUGAAGAAAAUGGAUAACUCUAACUUGAUAUACCUUUGGUUUUUUGUGAACACCUUUUCAUCUAAUAUCCAAUCAAGUGAUCAUACUUUAUUUUUCUUUUUCAUAUUUUUGGCCCAUUUUCUUACCUUUUGAAAAUAUUCAAAAAAUUCAUAUUUUGGUAAUUUGAAUGAUCAUAUGAUCUGGAGUAUAGAGAUUAUGUUAAUAUUUAAUUUUAAUCCAUUAUUUAUGAUGCUUUCAUGCCUGAAAUUUCCGUAGUUCAAAUAUAUAUGGUACGUCUCUUUUCUUGUUAUGGUAAAAUUUGUUACCUGGAAAAGUGAAAUUAAGCAUUUUAGAAAGUUGAGAUAUUUUGAAGUUUAAAGAAUCCAAAUACGUCAAAGUGUGUUAAAAUGCCUAAUUUCAUGUUUCCUGGUCAUCAUUCUCAAAUUUGCUACAACAAAUCAACCAAUCACCAUAUAUCUUCUAUGAACAGAAAUUUGGUUGAUUAUGAACCUUUAUUGGGUUCAUGUUAUGUAUCAACAAGAUAUCUCGAUACUCCAAUGAAGUGAUCAGUCAUCUUUGAUAUUUUUGGCUUGUUGUAAUUUUGAAAUUAUUAAAAAACUCAUAAUUCAAUAAUUUGAAUGAUCAUAUGAUUGGGAAUAUUAGAUAUGUAGUAGUUAACUUGAAUCCAUUAUGUUGAGGUUUUUGGGUUCCAUUUUUGUGUGGUUCAAAUACACACACACACACACACACACACACACACACAUAUAUUUGUUGUAGCCAAUGUGUACAGUGUUACUCAAGAAAAUGAAAUUCAGUGUUUUAGCAAGUUGACAGAUUUUGGAUUUUUGAGGUGUCCAAAUAUGUCAAGUGUGUUAAUACUUAAUUUUAAUCCCUUAUUAUGAGGCUCUGGGGCGUCAACUUUUCAUGGCUUGAAUAUGUAUAGUAAAUUUAUUUAUUUCUUAUGGUAAUUUUGUACAGUGUUACCCAAAAAAAUGAAAUUAAGUAUUUUAGCAAGUUAACAGAUUUGGAAUUCAGAGGCAUCCAAAUACUCAAAUGUGUUAAAAUUCCUAAUUUCAUGUUUCUAGUUCAUUCUCUCCAAAUUUACUACAAUAAAUAAGCUAAUUAGCAUAUAUCUUUCUGACAACAGAAAUUUGGUGAUUAUUGACCUCAACAUGUUGGGUUCAAUUUUUGUAUCUAACUAUCUAGUUCCCUAAUGAUGUGAUAUUUUUUUCGUGAUUUUUGCCCAUCUGCAUAAUUUUUGAAAAUAUUAAAAAAUUGUUUUUUUCUGUAACUAAAAAAAAUUAAAAAAUUCAUUGUUCGGUAAUUUGAAUGAUCAUAUGAUUUGGAGCAUAGGGAUAUGUUACUGCUUAACUUUAAUCCAUUGUUAUCAGGCUUUUGGAUCUCAUAUUUCUAUGGUUUGAAUAUAUAUGGUAAAUUUGUUUAUUUGUUAAGGCAAAUUUGUACAGUUUUACCUGAAAACAUAAAGUUAAGCAUUUUAGCAAGUUGACAGAUUUGGAAUUCUUAGGCAUGAAAAUAUGUCAAAUGUGUUAAAAUGAUUAAUUUAUGUUUUUGUGUCAUUCUUUCCAAAUUUGCUACAACAAAUCAACCAAUCCAUCAUAAUAGCUGCUAACAACAGAAAUUUGGUCAAUUAUCGACCUCAAUAUAUUGGGUUCAAGUUAUGUAUCAACAUAUCUCAAUAGUUAAAAAAUUUCUGAUCACUCUUUUCCCAUAGUUUUUUGCCUGUUUACAUGACUUCUGAAAAUAUUAAAAUAUUCAUAAUUCGGUAAUUUGAAUGAUCAUAUGAUUUGGAGUAUAGUUAUAUGUUAAUACAUAACUUUAAUCAUUGUUAUGGGGCUUUCGGGUCCCAAGUUUCUGUGGUUUGAAUAUAUAUAUGGUAAAUUUAUUUAUUUGGUAAAGCAAUUUUGUACAGCAUUACCCAGAAAAAUGAAAUUAAGCAUCUAGCAAGUUGACAUAUUUGGAAUUCUGAGGCAUCCAAAUGUGUGAAAUGUGUUAAAAUGCCUAAUUUCAUGUUUUUGGGUCAUCCUUCCCUAAUUUGCUACAACAAAUCAGCCAAUCUACCAUAUAUCAUCUAACAACAUAAAUUUGGCUGAUUAUUGAGCUCAACAUAUUGGGUUCAAGUUAAAGCAAUUUUGUAUAGUGUUACCAAGAAAAAUGAAUUUAAGCAUUUUAGCAAGUUGACAUAUUUUGAAUUCUGAGGCAUCCAAAUGUGUCAAAUGUGUUAGCAUGCCUAAUUUCAUGUUUCUGAGUCAUCCUUUACAAAUUUUCUACAACAAAUCAGCCAAUCUACCAUAUAUCAUCUAACAGCAGACAUUUGGUUGAUUAUCGGGCUCAACAUAUUGGGUGCAAGUUAUGAUAUCUCAAUGCUCCAAUCAUGUAAUCACUUUUUUUUUUUUUUUUCAUAUUUUUGGCUAGUUUUUUGUAAUUUUUGAAAAUAUUAAAAAAUUCAUAAUUUGGUAAUUUGAAUAAUCAUAUGAUUGGUAGUAUUGGGGUUUGUCGGUACUUGACUUGAAACUAUUAUUUUGAGGUUUUCAGGUCUCAAAUUUAUGUUGUUAGUAGAUAUUUUCUAACAGAAAUUUGGUUGGUAUCGAACUCAACAUAUUAGGUUCAAGUUAAGCAUCAACAUUUCUCAUGGUAAGUUCCUCAGCCCUGGAUCGGUUUAUAGGUUUUGAAACAGAAUAAUCUGAAAAAGAAGUUGUAGAAUGCUUCUGUGAUAUUCUCCUUUCUGACCUAUCUUUACUAGAAAUUUGAGCUCAUCAAGAAAGAACCCGAUGAUCUCCUUGAGUAAGAAAGUACUCAACUUUUGUGAAAACUACUGCAUUACAAUUGUUUAUUCCCCUCUGAACCACAUAAAAAGUCUUGCUGGGAAGUAGAGAGAUAACUGCCAUCUUAGAACUAGGAACUACGUCCUAUAGAAUAGCAGAUCUAUACAAAUUCAAAUACUAAUGUAGCUGAUAUAACUGACAGAAAAUAAAAAAUAAACUGACAAAAGAAAACAGAACAUAGCAGAAUAUUUUAAAACAUAAUAUUAGCACACUUAGCUCUGCCCUAAGCCGGCCUUCUUUCCACGAGCAAACUGAUUAUAGACUUUCCCACUAAAUGGGUCCACUUCACCAAAUCUGACUGAUACACUUGCUACCCCAUAACAUCUCAUUACUCCCAAUCAUGUGGUCACCCUUUUUUAUUUGUUCCCAUAGUUUUGACCCAUUUUCGUAAUCUUUUAAAAUAUUCAAAAACUCAUUUAAUGUCUCAAAAUGCUCCUUGAAUAUUUCAGAUCAUCAUAUAGUGGCGAUGGAGAGAUUGACCGGCUUCUUCUCUAGGUGUCCCUUUUGUCCCCACAUUUUUGGCUUGUAAGAAUUGUUACUAUGGUGUGAAGUGAGAACAAGGACCAUGCUAGGUUUAAUUUUCAGUAUAUUAAUUUUAUUGUACUAUCAUUUGAUUCACUCCCCAACUUUGUACAAAAAAGGGUUAGAUGCUUGAACAAUUCAUAUCUCAGUUUGUCUGCCUAGAUGCUUGUUUCCUGUUUGUUUACUUCAAAGAUGAUAAUGUAGAAAUUUGGAGUUUUCUGCAAAUGGUCUUGGUACAAGGACCAGCUAAAUAACGUUGUAUAUUAUUUAUUUAUUUAUUUUUUGGUAAAUGCAGUUACAAUCAAAGGCUCCUCUUUGGCUAUCUCAAGUAUGCCUAAGUUUAUGAGAAUUUGUCUUGGUACUUUUUUUGCCAUGUGUUGACUCUACGUACAUAAAUUUCAUUUAAAUCACCAACCAUAGUUUCUGGAUCUUAACUUGGAUUGUAGGAUCAAUAUGAUCCUACUUUUCAUUUUCAUGGAAUCUGUUCAGAUUGCACACUGUAUCAUGUUUUGGUAGGACCAAUAUAAGAUCACAUGAUUGGAUCUGAAUCAUUUCUAUGCGAUCCUACUGAACUCAUAUUUUGGGAUAAAAUGUGCCCUUUUUACUGCAUUUCUAUGCGAUCCUACUGAACUCAUCUAAUUGCAAAGCAAUGUGAUGGUUGCGUACACAACCUACUCUUUCCCAACCCUCACAAAGCAGGACACCACUUGAUACGAGGAUGCCUUUUUAUUAGCAUGUUGAUUUAUUUUUUCUUUUUAUUAGCAUGUUGAUUUAUUUUUUCUUUAAUUGUACUUAUAGGUGUUGAAAUAUAGUUUUAAUUUUUUAUUAUUAUUACUUUGUUGAUUUAAUGGUGCCUUUGUAGUAACAAUAUGGUUUCUCCUUUGUGAACGGAAGAUCACGUGUUCAAGUUGUGGAAAUAACCUAAUUGCAAGGCAAUGUGAAGUUUUCGUACACAACCUACUCUCCCCUAACCCUUACAAAGCGGGAAAUCAUUUGCUACUAAGAUACCUUUUUAUUAGUAUGUUGAUUUAUUUUUUUCCUUAAUUGUACUUAUUCGUGUUGAAAUGUAUUUUUUAAUCUUUUAAUGUUAUUACUAUGCUGGUUUAGUGGGCAAGAAUUUGUAACAACGAUAUGGUUGAUCAUUUGUGAAUGGAAGGUUGCAGGUUCGAGUUGUGGAAAUAACCUAAUUGCAAAGCAAUGUGAUGGUUGCAUACACAACCUACUCUCUCCCAACCCUUACAAAGCAAGACACCACUUGUUGUGAGGUUGCAUUUUUAUUAGUAUGUUGAUUUAUUUUUUCCCUUAAUUGAACUUGUAGGUGUUGAAAUUAAUUUUUAAUUUUUUAUUGUUGUUACUAUUUUGGUUUAGUGGGCAAGCCUUCGUAGUAAUGAUAUGGUUUCUCAUUUGUGAAUGAAAGAUCACGAGUUCGAAUUGCGGAAAUUACCUAAUUGCAAAGCAAUGUGAAGGUUGAGUACACAACCUACAACCUACUCUCCCUAACCCUCACAAAGUGGUGAAUCACUCUUUGCUAGGAUGCCUUUUUAUUAGUAUGUUGAUUUUUUUCCUUAAUUGUACUUAUUAGUGUUGAAAUAUUUUUUUUAAAUUUUUUAUUGUUAUUAAUAUUUUGGUUUAGUGGGCAAGUGUUCAUAACAAUGAUGUGGUUGAUCCUUUGUGAACGGAAGGUUGCGGGUUCGAGUUGUGGAAAUAACCUAAUUGCAAAGCAAUGUGAUGGUUGCGUACACAACCUACUCUCUCCCAACCCUCACAAAGCAAGACACCACUUGUUGUGAGGUUGCAUUUUUAUUAGUAUGUUGAUUUAUUUUUUCCCUUAAUUGAACUUGUAGGUGUUGAAAUUAAUUUUUAAAUUUUUAUUGUUAUUACUAUUUUUGUUUAGUGGGCAAGCUUUCAUAGUAACGAUAUGGUUUCUCAUUUGUGAAUGAAAGAUCAUGAGUUCGAAUUGCGGAAAUUACCUAAUUGCAAAGCAAUGUGAAGGUUGAGUACACAACCUACAACCUACUCUCCCUAACCCUCACAAAGUGGUGAAUCACUCUUUGCUAGGAUGCCUUUUUAUUAGUAUGUUGAUUUUUUUCCUUAAUUGUACUUAUUAGUGUUGAAUUAUUUUUUUUUAAUCUUUUAAUGUUAUUACUAUGCUGGUUUAGUGGGCAAGAAUUUGUAACAACGAUAUGGUUGAUCCUUUGUGAAUGGAAGGUUGCGGGUUCGAGUUGUGGAAAUAACCUAAUUGCAAAGCAAUGUGAUGGUUGCAUACACAACCUACUCUCUCCCAACCCUCACAAAGCAAGACACCACUUGUUGUGAGGUUGCAUUUUUAUUAGUAUGUUGAUUUAUUUUUUCCCUUAAUUGAACUUGUAGGUGUUGAAAUUAAUUUUUAAAUUUUUAUUGUUAUUACUAUUUUGGUUUAGUGGGCAAGCCUUCGUAGUAACGAUAUGGUUUCUCAUUUGUGAACGAAAGAUCAUGAGUUCGAAUUGCGGAAAUUACCUAAUUGCAAAGCAAUGUGAAGGUUGAGUACACAACCUACAACCUGCUCUCCCUAACCCUCACAAAGUGGUAAAUCACUCUUUGCUAGGAUGCCUUUUUAUUAGUAUGUUGAUUUUUUUCCUUAAUUGUACUUAUUAGUGUCGAAAUAUUUUUUUUUUAAUUUUUUUAUUGUUAUUAAUAUUUUGGUUUAGUGGGCAAGUGUUCAUAUGAUGUGGCUGAUUUUUUGUGAAUGGAAGGUUGUGGGUUUGAGUUGUGGAAAUAACCUAAUUGCAAAGCAAUGUGAAGGUUGCAUUCUCUCUUCCAACCAUCACAAAGCAGGACACCACUUGCUGCUUGGAUCUCUUUUUAGUAGAAUGUCGAUUUAUUUUUUCCUUUAAUUAUACUUAUUGGUGUUGGAAUGUAUUUUUUUAUUUAUUUUUUUUGUUAUUACUAUGUUGGUUUGGUGGGCAAGCCUUCGUAGUAAAAAUAUGGUUGCUCCUUUUUGAACGGAAGAUCACGGGUUCAAAUUUUGGAAAUAACCUAAUUUACAAAGCUAUGUGAGGGUUGUGUACACAACCUGCUCCCCCCUAACCCUCACAAAGCGAGAAAUCACUUGUUGCUAGGAUGUCUUUUUAUUAGCGUGUUGAUUUAUUUUUUUUUACCGUAAUUGUACUUAUUUGUAUUGAAAUGUAAUUUUUUAAUUUUUUAUUGUUAUUACUAUGUUGGUUUAUUGGGCAAGCAUUCGCAAGAACGAUAUGGUUUUUCUUUUGUGAACGGAAGGUUGCGGGUUCGAGUUGUGAAAAUAACCUAAUUACAAAGCAAUGUGACAAUUUUGUACACAAGCUAUUCUCUCCCAACCCUCACAAAGUAGGACACCACUUGCUGCGAGGUUCCCUUUUUAUUACUAUGUUGAUAUAUUUUUUCCUUUAAUAUACCUUAUGGCAUUGAAAUGUAUGUUUUAAUUUUUUAUUGUUAUUACUAUGUUGGUUUAGUGGGCAAGCCUUCCUGGUAAUGAUAUGGUUUCUACUUUGUGAACAAAAGGUCAUGGGUUCGAGCUGUGGAAAUAAACUAAUUGCAAAGCAGUGUGAAGGUUGAGUACACAAUCUACUCUCCCCUAACCCUCACAAAGUUGCAACUUACUUGUUGUUAGGAUGCCUUUUUAUUUGUAUGUAGAUUUAUUUAUUUCCUUAAUUGUACUUAUUAUUGUUGAAAUGUAUUUUUUAAUUUUUUGUUAUUACUAUGUUGGUUUAUUGGCAAACGUUCAUAAUAGCGAUAUGAUUAAUCCUUUGUGAACGGAAGAUUACGGGUUCCUGUUGUGGAAAUAACCUAAUUGUAAAGCAAUGUAAAGAUUUUGUACACAACCUACUCUCUUCCAAUCCUCACAAAAUAGGACACCACUUGUUGCUAGGAUGCCUUUUUAUUAGUAUGUUAAUUUAUUUUUUCCUUUAAUUGUACUUAUAAGUGUUGAAAUGUAUUUUUGAAUUAUUUUUACUUUGUUGGUUUAGUGGGCAAGCCUUCAUAGUGACGAUAUGAUUUUUCCUUGUGGGCAAGCCUUGGCAUUCAACAAUGAUAUGGUUGUGAGUUGUGAAAAUAAACUGUUUGCAAAGCAAAAUGAAGGUCAUGUACACAAAUGACCAUCCCCUGCCCCUCAUGAAGUGGGAAUCCACGUGCUGUGAAGCCCUUUAUUAGUACGUUGAUUUGUAUUUUUUCCUUAAUUGUACUUAUUAGUGUUGAAAAACAUUUUUAAUUUUUUAUUGUUAUUAUUAUGUUGGUUUAGUGGGAGAGCCUUGGUAACAAUGUAUUAGUCCAUUGAUUUUCCUCUUCCCUGCUUUUUCUUUUGGCUUCCUUCUUUGCCCACAUGUUGCCUGGAAGAAUUGUAUCUUUGAUUUGAAGUGCCAACAUAAACCAGGUUAAGUCUAUGUUGUUAAGAGUGUUAAUUUUGUCAUGCUAUCACUAGGUUUGUUCAAAAAGGGAAUGCUUGAACGGUUCAUACCUAUUUUUAUUUAUUUCAAUACUUAGUGUUGGCAUGAGGUGUAUCAUUGUGAUUGAUUCCAAGGAUUAAUUUCCAUUUCAUCGGGAUCUAAAAUGUUAUUCCCUGGUUUUGUUGUGAUAUGAUAUAUUUAUUCUUACGCCUUUUUGAUAUAUUUAUUCUUAUGCCUUUUUAUGUUUGGAGUUUUUGGGGUGAUGGUCUUAUGAAUGAACUCCAAUAUAAGAUUUUUGUUUUUUCAUCUCUUAGGUGCUUUGCUCUUCCUCUUCCUUAUUCUCUCCUCUUGUUGCUCCUAUUCUUCAUCGUGAUCUCCCUGCCCCACCACCUCCUCCUCUACCUACUUCCUCUUCUCUUUCUCCUUUGCCUACUUUAAUAACCAAAUAAGGUUUUCAUUGUUAUUUCAAUGUUUUGACACAUUCUAAAUUUAUAAAUUUUGCAUACACUAAUUUUAUUAUUUGUAUUUGAGAAACAUUGGUUGACAUUGUUCUUUUCUUUUUCUUCUCAUCUGUGAUAGAAGAGGUCCUUUGUCAAUUGAGGUAAUUUCCUUUUCUCCAUUAGUAGCUUCCUCAGUUUUCAUUGGAUUAAGUUUGUUAUUUGUUUUUCUUGCAAGCAACAAUCUUUGUAUUUUCCUUUCUUCAUCUUGCCAGGUGUUGUGGGGGGUUGCUUUACCAAUCAAGGUGUUCCACCUGUUCUUUUAUUGCAUCAUGCUUUACUAUGAAGGCUGACUACCCUUACAUUUGGAAUUUCGAAGCAUUAUGGCAUGGAAUUUCAGAUUCGGUAACUGAAGUCCAGACUAGAAAUUGGGACUGACGAUGAUGAUAAGCAGAGAAGGGGCUUGUUCAGGCCACCGUCGUCGAUUUCUGCGAAGCUUUACCUUUACGAUGAAUAUUUGCUCCAACAAUGGCCUUAAUAAAAGGAAUAGAACUCAGUAAAGGUUGGGCAACAAAAGCGAAAGUGAACCAGAAAUGAGCAAAUGAAGAGAGACGUCAUGGCUGCGAGCUUGCAAAGGACGAAAGGAAACGGAGCAAUGCAUUGUGCAAGCCACCGCCAACAGAUUCACGAGAUAGAGAGGGAGGGGGACCAAAUUGACAUUUUAUGCGGUCGGCGAAUUCGGUCGUUCUCUUUUAUCGGUUUUAGUAUCACUGUCCGUGUUAAAAUUCAAAACAAUGUUAUUUAUUGCAAAAUUUAAUUUAAUAAAAUAAAGCUGGCUUUCUGAAAAAUUCGGAUGUUUUCUCUCUAUUGAGAGAGAGGGAGACAUGGAUUACAGUCUAGCGGCGCUGAAGCUGCUAUGCGUGCAGCUAAAGAGCGCCCGCCAAACGCCGUCGCAAUCCUCCAUGACUCUCGCCGGCGUCCUCUUCCAACGCGCUUGCUUACAAGGAAUUUUGGUCUCAACAGCCUCCCAUGGAAACGACGGCGACGGAUGUUUUCUCCUCGACGACGGCACCGGUAUCAUCGAGCUCUCUCUGUCCGGCGAAUUCCGGAACCACCGGUGGGACAUAGGAAUGUAUGUAAUGGUGGUCGGAGUGUUUGUCUUCCGCACUGGUAAAAUCCCCUUGAUUAAGGUUCACAAAAUGGUUGACCUGUCGCCAUUUCCUGAUAGAGAAGCAGUCUGGUAUCUGGAAGUUAUAGAGGCAUUUAAACUUUUCUACCAGCCCCUGUUUGAAGAAUGAUUGUAUGUGAGAGAGGUCAUCGUUUCUCAACAAAAGGGUUUGAUUGGAUACUCCCUCCUUUAACGUGGAAUGUUCAGGCAGUGACCAUACUCUUCGUUCUCACAUGGUGUAUUUGGUUCAAAGGCGUCGGAUAUUAGCAAAAGGAUUAUCCAAUCAUGUAGCUGACUCUUAAAGAUAAUGUUUUUGUUGUACUGUUGUACAGACCCGAACCUGUUACCUUAAGCUCAAAUCUACAAUGAAUUGGGAGCUGCACUUUGCCACACCUAUCUUUGGAUUCGAUUUUACCCAUGUUCUCGACUAGUGACAAGCUCUAGUGCAGGGCCUGAUCCGCAUGAUCUCCAACGGAUAAUUGGGUAUGCUAGGAAGCCGUCAUUACAUCAAUGUCAUUUGUUUAAUUAGCAU
Diospyros lotus (date-plum) is the source of this 11703-nucleotide messenger RNA. Its product is annotated as DNA repair protein REV1-like. The record is from RefSeq and is a predicted model, not a curated record. Gene Ontology annotation, molecular function: DNA-directed DNA polymerase activity; deoxycytidyl transferase activity. Gene Ontology annotation, cellular component: nucleus; nuclear speck; cytosol. The transcript is spliced from 8 exons. Lineage: Eukaryota; Viridiplantae; Streptophyta; Magnoliopsida; Ericales; Ebenaceae. Bases 10888 to 11301 code for a protein of 137 amino acids. Gene Ontology annotation, biological process: negative regulation of double-strand break repair via homologous recombination; error-free translesion synthesis; regulation of sister chromatid segregation.